AUGCUUACCGCCUCCGAGUUGGAAGAACUCCCCGUUCUCCCCGGCGACACCACUGUUGAGUUUCCUGCGGGAACCUAUGCCGUCCCCUGCUACAAGAAGAAGGAACUUGAGGGUACUGGUCCCGAGAUCGAAGAUGCCAUCUGGUUCCAUACACAGCCCCUCGAUGCACACACCAUCGAGCGAAUCCACAGCCUCAGGCUGGUAGCCGAGUCCCGUGAUCAAGGUUUCUGCGAUGAUGAGCUUGCCGGCAACUGGACUUGGUUUGAGAUUGCCAUCCUCAAAAAUAAGUACUCGAAGCAGCCUAGAAUCAAGGAUGGCAUCAAGCUUGUUUGGGACAGUCACAAGAAUCGCUUCCUAAGCAACAAGUAUGACUGGGAGGAGGGUGUCGAGUUUACCAAGGAUCAUGACAUUUUCCGACUUCUCGAGGAUGGCAACUGCAUCGCAGUUCGUCUAUGUGCCCGUUUCGCGGGUUGGAAAAUCAAGGCCCGAACGGGUUAUCUGGUCCUCGACAUUGCUGCGCCGGUUGCUCGAGAUCCCCUCGAGUUUGGCCAGACAAAGGAGACGGUACUCAGUAUCCAGGAGGUCUUCCAGGAAGUCAACAGCAGCAUCCUUCCGGACUCUAUGCAAAUAUCUACGCCUCCCAAGGAGCUUCUGUUCCGUGCUGAGAUGUUGACGUCGGCCGGUGAUAAGCCCCUGCGUGUUUUGUCGCUAGAUGGUGGCGGUGUUCGUGGCGUUGCGGCCCUGAUGCAUCUCGAUGCCGUCAUGAAGAAGCUUGCUCCAGGCAAGAAGCCAUGUGAGGUGUUUGACCUGAUCGGUGGUACCAGCACGGGAGGCUUCAUCGCCAUCAUGCUUGGACGUCUGCAAAUGUCAGUCAAAGACUGCCUUGCUAGCUACCGAAAGUUCAUGAACAUUGUCUUCUCUUCCAAGCGGUGGACAAAGGCCAGUCUGAUAGCCACCAGCUCCAAGUGGGACGCCACUGCUCUGGAAGGGUGCAUCAAGGAUCUUGUGCGGGAGCAGCUCGGUCGAAACCCUGACGAAGUGCUUCUCCUUGAUGAGGAGUCUGCAAAGACCUGCAAGGUCUUCGUCAUGGCCACCAAGAGAGACGGCGCAAACAACCAAGCACCCAUGGUGUUCCGUUCCUACGAGAACCCUCUGGAAAAGUCGGCUCUUCCAGGAAUCAAGCUGUGGGAGGCGGCUCGCGCAACCUCUGCCGCUCCCAUGUAUUUUGCUCCCCUGAAGGUCGAUGGCCACGAGUUCCUUGAUGGUGGGCUCCAAGCCAACAACCCCCUUGGAUGGUUGUGGAACGAGAUCCUCAGUGUCUUUGGCCCUGCUCGCUCAACAAACUGCUUCCUCAGCAUCGGAACCGGCAUUCCAGCAGCCAAAUCAGUCGGCGACGUGCGCAACGUGGCAGGCUUCGCCGAGAGCAUCGCCGGCAUCGCCACCAACAGCGACAUCACAAACAUUCUCUUCCGCUCGCUCAUCAACGCCUUUGCUCCCAGGCCGAUGGGCAAGAAGUACUGGAGAUUCAACGUCGGCGACGGACUUCCCGACUAUGUCGAAGAGGAUGGCGUGUGGAAGUGGAAGAUGCUUGGACAGCGGGUUGAGGCGGAUAUUGGAGAAUUGGACGACGUCAAGGCUAUUGACCGGACUGUGGCCAACGCAGAAAAGUACAUCUUGGAGCCUGGUGCGCAGAAGAUGAUUGAGGAGUGCGCCAACGCCUUGCAGGAGGAGCUCUAA
Fusarium keratoplasticum is the source of this 1737-nucleotide messenger RNA. RefSeq names its product PNPLA domain-containing protein. The transcript has 8 exons. The record is from RefSeq and is a predicted model, not a curated record. Gene Ontology annotation, cellular component: membrane. Lineage: Eukaryota; Fungi; Ascomycota; Sordariomycetes; Hypocreales; Nectriaceae. Gene Ontology annotation, biological process: arachidonate metabolic process. Bases 1 to 1737 code for a protein of 578 amino acids.